AAUUUUUUUCGAACUUUUUUUAAAAUUUUUUCGUUUUUCAAUCUUCUUCAACCAUGUCUUUCAAAUUUGGAAGAGUAUCGUCUCAUCAUCUAUACUCAAUUUUUCUGAUAUAUUCUAUUAUUAUCGAAGCAUCUACAUUAGGACCAUCAGAUUUACCGGCACAUCCUAGUGGUGAGCCAAUAAUACAACAGCCACAACAACCACUACGGUAUGAAGCACCGGACGACUGUCAAUGGUGGAUACGUGAACCUGUGGUAUCUGGUGCGGCCGAUGAGGUUGCACUCACAUGUAAAUUACGUACAAUAAAUAGUGAAUUUGAUACAACUAAUUUUAGUGUAAUACCAUCAGAGCAUACAACUUCACUGCGAAUUGAAUGUAAUGAUCAAAUAAUGUCACGUAGUUCAUUAGAUGAAAAAAGUUUUAUACAUUUAACACGCUUACGUGAAUUAAUCUUAGAUCAUUGCAAAUUGGGUCGAUGGCCAUCUGGUACACUAAUGGGCUUACGUGAUCUAAGAAAUUUAACUGUACGUACACGAAACACAGAUUGGCCAGCGAUGAGUUUGGAUUUAGCACCUGAUAGUUUUUAUCCAGUCCGACAACUUGAACGAUUAGAUUUAAGUUUGAACAAUAUAUGGACAUUCCCAGAGAAUUUAUUCUGUCCACUAAUUAACAUGAUGUAUUUAAAUGUUAGCCAAAAUCGUUUGCAAGAUAUCACCGAUUUGGGAUUCCGCGAACGAAUUACAACAGUGCCACAACCUUUAAUAAGCACCCAAGAUGAAAUCAACCAUCCAGAGUCUUCUUCAACAGCGGCAUCAGUGUCAUCAUGUAGCUUAGAUAUCCAAAUAUUAGACAUUUCAUAUAAUAAUUUUGUGUUAAUGCCAUCGAAUGGUUUAAGUGCGUUACGUCGCUUACGUGAGUUCUACAUCCAUGAUAACGAGAUAUCAAUGAUUGCUGAUCGUGCGUUGGUUGGCUUAAAAUCAUUACAAAUCAUUGACUUAUCAAAUAAUAAACUUGUUUCGUUACCGCCAGAGCUGUUUAAAGACUGCACAACUGUAAUAAAAGAAAUUUAUUUGCAAAAUAAUACAAUAAGUGCAUUGGCACCGGGAUUGUUUUCUAAUUUAGAUCAAUUGUUAGCAUUAGAUCUAUCACAAAAUCUAUUGACAAGUGUGUGGAUUAACAGUGAUACAUUCGCCGGAUUAAUUCGACUAGUUUUAUUAAAUUUAUCACACAAUAAAAUUACCAAAAUUGAUCCAAAUAUAUUCAAAGAUUUGUACACGCUACAAAUAUUAAAUUUGGAGCAUAAUCAAUUAGAAACUAUUCCAGCGGAUACAUUUGCUCCAAUGAAUAAUCUACAUACAUUAAUUUUAUCUUUCAAUAAGAUCAAAUAUUUGGAUGCAUACUCGCUAAAUGGGUUGUAUGUAUUAUCACUACUAUCGUUGGACAACAAUCACUUGGAAGGAAUUCAUCCAGAAGCAUUCCGAAAUUGUAGCAGCUUACAAGAUUUGAAUUUAAAUGGAAAUCAUUUAACAGAGAUUCCACUUGCACUAAAAAAUAUGCAUUUAUUGCGUACCGUUGAUUUGGGAGAGAAUGCCAUUCAAUCUUUGGAUACUCCCGGGUUACAUGGUAUGACCAAUUUAUAUGGAUUACGUUUAAUUGGAAAUCAAUUGGUAAAUAUUAGUAAAGCUGCUUUCGCUGAUUUACCAUCUUUGCAAAUAUUAAAUUUGGCUCGAAAUAAAGUUGAAAGAAUUGAACGAGGAACAUUUGAAAUUUUAACGAAUUUACAAGCCAUUCGUUUAGAUGCAAAUCAAAUUACUGAUAUAAAUGGAUUAUUUAAUGACAUUACGUCACUAUUAUGGUUAAAUAUAUCCGAUAAUCAAAUUAAAUGGUUCGAUUAUGCUUUAAUGCCGCAUAAUUUACAAUGGUUAGAUUUGCAUAAAAAUCAAAUUACUGAACUAAGUAACAAUUAUCAAUUAGACACCGAAUUACGUAUACAAACAUUAGAUGCAAGUUUUAAUAAAUUAACAACAAUUAAUGCAAAUGCAAUACCAAAUAGUGUUGAAUUAUUGUUUUUGAAUGAUAAUUUAAUUACAACAAUAGAACCACAUACAUUUUUGAAAAAAAUCAAUUUAACAAGAUGUGAUAUCUAUGCAAAUCAAAUACAAAGUAUGGAUUUAAAUGCGUUACGUUUAACACCCGUCAAUCCAGAUCGUCCUUUACCAGAAUUCUACAUCGGUGGUAAUCCUUAUCAAUGUGAUUGUACUAUGGAAUGGUUACAACGUAUCAAUAAAUUAGAUCAUUUACGUCAGCAUCCACAUGUUAUGGACUUAGAAAGUAUUUAUUGUAAAUUAUUAUACAAUCGUGAACGUACGUACAUUUCAUUGGUCGAUGCAGAAUCAUCACAAUUUGUUUGCACGUAUAAAACACAUUGUUUUGCACUUUGUCAUUGUUGUGAUUUUGAUGCGUGUGAUUGCGAAAUGACAUGUCCACAAAAUUGUACGUGUUAUCAUGAUCAAUCAUGGUCGGCAAAUGUGGUGGAAUGCUCAAAUAUGGGUUAUACAAAAAUGCCAAGUCGCAUACCUAUGGAUGCCACCGAAGUAUAUUUAGAUGGAAAUAAUUUUGGCGAAUUAUCAUCCCAUUCGUUUAUUGGCCGUAAAAAUUUAAAAAUUUUAUAUGCAAAUAAUUCACAAAUUAUGGCUGUUUAUAAUCAUACGUUUAGUGGUUUACGACGUUUAUUAAUAUUACAUUUAGAAAAUAAUCAUAUUAAAGAAUUCUUCGGGUUUGAAUUAGCAACCUUGGAGAAUUUACGUGAAUUAUACUUGCAAUAUAAUGAAAUUUAUUUCAUUGAUAAUCGUACUUUUGUUGGGUUAAAACAUUUGGAAGUGCUUCGAUUAGACGGAAAUCGUUUGACUUCGUUCGCAGUAUGGCAGUUUCAAUUAAAUCCAUAUUUAGUGGAAAUUGGAUUAAAUCAAAAUCCUUGGACUUGUGAUUGCCAUUAUUUACGUAAAUACCGUGCAUGGUUGCAAAUCAAUUUAAGUAAAGUUGUGGACGCUUCAAGUAUUUAUUGUUUGUUUAAUAAUUUGACAAAAAACGCACCACGCGGUCCGUUGAUAACGGACUUUAAUUCAACGGAUUGUACAAUGUAUACAAGUUCCACAGCUUUAGCUGAAAGUCAAACAAUUAAUGAUUAUAUUCCAUUGUUAAUGGUAACAAUUGCAGCAUUCUUUGCAUCAAUUGGUAUUGUGUUUGGUGCAUUUUAUUAUCGACGUGAAUUACGUGUUUGGAUUUAUUCACGAUGUGGACUUAGAAUGUGUUAUAAAACAACAGCAUUUGAAGAGCAACAAGAUAAAGAUCGUUUAUUUGAUGCAUACAUUAGUUAUAGUGUUAAGGACGAGGCAUUUGUUAGUCAAGUGUUAGCACCAGGACUUGAAGCCGGUGAACCGGGCUAUCGAUUAUGUUUACAUUAUCGUGAUUUUAAUGUAUCCGCUUACGUCGCAGAUACAAUUAUUGAAGCUGUUGAGUCAUCACGACGAACAAUUGUUGUACUCUCUAAAAACUUUUUACAUAAUGAAUGGUGUCGUUUUGAAUUUAAAUCGGCUUUACAUGAAGUGUUAAAAGAUCGUCGCAGACGUUUAAUUAUAAUAUUAACCGGUGAAAUACCCCAACGUGAUUUAGAUCCAGACUUACGUUUAUAUUUAAAAACUAAUACAGUUAUUGAAUGGGGUGAUCGACAGUUUUGGCAAAAAUUACGUUUUGCAAUGCCUGAUGUAAAGAGACCAUGCUUACAUCAGCGUUCCUCUGUAAAUAUUUAUGCAUCCGCCACACCGACACAUUUAGAUCAUAAUAGUCAUCAUAAUCAUCAUUUACAUCAACAUCGAUCAAGGAGUCCUGGUAUUCCGCCACCUCCACCACCGGGGAAAAUGCCCCCUCAUCCUCCGCAUCAUUCAUUUUUACAACCUCCAAGAGAGUCACGUCCAUUACCAAUGCCACAACCGCUUUGGGCGUAGCGGAUAUUAUUUUACAGGUGAGCCUAAAAAAUGAUUAUUAGAGAAGUCAAAAUUGUGUGCUUUUUAGUGUUUUUGAUAUUUGAACAAA
Molecule: messenger RNA, 4092 nt
Organism: Chrysoperla carnea
Lineage: Eukaryota; Metazoa; Arthropoda; Insecta; Neuroptera; Chrysopidae
Gene: Toll-6
Product: toll-like receptor 6
Exons: 1
Coding region: 54-4004 (1316 amino acids)
Biological process (GO): signal transduction
Molecular function (GO): protein binding
Source: RefSeq, a predicted model, not a curated record